GAAAGUAUCGUCGCUUGGUUUCCUUCUUUGUUCUCUCUCUUAGGGUUAGGGUUUUGUGGGUGGGGAGAUGGCGCAGGGGAGCGAGCGGAUGAAGGGGACGGUGAAGUGGUUCAACGGAACCAAGGGGUUCGGAUUCAUCACUCCAGAUGAGGGCGGGGAGGAUCUUUUUGUGCAUCAGACGUCGAUCAAAGCCGAGGGCUACCGGACCCUGACCGAGGGCGAGCAAGUCGAGUUCACCGUCGCCGAGGGCGACGACGGCCGUAUCAAGGCGGUGGAUGUGACUGGUCCUGAUGGAGGAUCCGUCCUGGGUGGCGGCAGUGGAGGCGGCCGCAGGGACGGGUACGGUGGAGGCGGGGGCCGAGGCGGCGGGGGCCGCGGCGGAGGAGGUUAUGGCGGCAGGUAUGGAGGUAGGAGUGGAGGGAUGAGGGGCUACGCCGGCGGAGGAGGUCCCUGUUACAACUGCGGCGAGUCUGGGCACCUCGCAAGGGACUGCUACCAGAGCGUUGGCGGUGGCGGAAUCAGCGGGAGGUACGGCGGCGGCGGCGGCGGCGGAGGGUCCUGCUACAACUGUGGCGAAGCUGGGCAUUUCGCAAGGCAGUGCCCGAAGUGAGGAUGGUUCUUUGACCCUUAUUUCUCCUCUCUUUAUACCUACCCUCACAAAAGUAUUUGCUGUUUUGGAUUGUGACUGCUGGGAUCUGUCAUAUUGCAUCUGGAUUCUAUCUUUUUCUUUGGGAUAUCUUAAACUUUUUAAUGGAUUGUGUGUUCUGGGGUGAUUGUUAAUGAUGUCUGUGAGGGAAGCGGACAUCUUACAGAAGAUGGUUGGUUGAUCAUAUGCUUCCUUAAUACAGAGUUAAUUUGAUGCUUUUCAAUAUAUACUGUCGCUGUUGGUGGAAUGAAGGCUUUUGUUUCAGUUUAGCGUUGUUAA
Molecule: messenger RNA, 925 nt
Organism: Elaeis guineensis (African oil palm)
Lineage: Eukaryota; Viridiplantae; Streptophyta; Magnoliopsida; Arecales; Arecaceae
Product: cold shock domain-containing protein 4
Molecular function (GO): nucleic acid binding; zinc ion binding
Source: RefSeq, a predicted model, not a curated record